Messenger RNA from Purpureocillium lilacinum, 228 nucleotides. Its product is annotated as polyketide synthase. Lineage: Eukaryota; Fungi; Ascomycota; Sordariomycetes; Hypocreales; Ophiocordycipitaceae. Gene Ontology annotation, molecular function: carnitine O-acetyltransferase activity. The record is from RefSeq and is a predicted model, not a curated record. Gene Ontology annotation, biological process: carnitine metabolic process. Gene Ontology annotation, cellular component: peroxisome; mitochondrion.
AUGUACGUCAGGAACAAGUGGCUGCGCUGGCGAGACUGGCGACCUCGGCUGCGCAACUUCUUCUCCACGCUUCCCGGCCAGGACACAGCUCGUCGCCCUCAGGCCGACCAAGCGGCGCGGCUCUCCCUGGCGGCGUAUGGGUAUGAACUAGCGCUGGAUGCGGGUACUGUUGGCCAAGACUACUAUAAUGAACAAGCACUCGACAGUGAAUACCGCCUUGCUGGAUGA